This is a messenger RNA of Aedes aegypti (yellow fever mosquito), 1148 nucleotides long. RefSeq lists its product as uncharacterized. The transcript has 3 exons. The record is from RefSeq and is a predicted model, not a curated record. NCBI's taxonomy places the organism in Eukaryota, Metazoa, Arthropoda, Insecta, Diptera, Culicidae. The coding region runs from base 362 to 763 and encodes 133 amino acids.
AUCUUUCUGUUUUGUUCGGUUCCUCUCUAUUUUUGCAGUCAUCAUCACCAUAAACGCUACGAGGAAAAGCGGCGAGAAUCGAGCGCCGCCUCCGCCAGCCACCAGCAAGGCGCUCUUCAGAAGCGCGACGACGUUUCAAAACGAAAGUGAAUGUGAACGUGACAGGAUCGAAUCGCCUGCUGCGACGACGCACUGUGUUACUCACGACAUAAAAAUUAACAAGGCAGGCUCUUCACUGAUUACACCGUGGUGUUACUAAACUCUCGAGUUGUGAUUAGUAAAGUUUUAGUGUAAUAGAACCGAUAAGUGAUAAAAGACGCGAGUGCCAUCCUAGUGGGCCGAUACUAGCCUAGUCGCGAAUAUGAUUAAAGUUACCAAAGCAACCGGGGCAUACGCGGCCCUGGUUUCCGUCGUGUCUGGGACCAUCGUAUGGUACGUUUUGUGGUUCAACUUCCGACCGUUGGGAAUAUUCUUCUUCUCCGGAUUGGUGGUGUUUUGGUGUCGGCAGUACGCCAAUCUCCGCCUACAGAUGACCCCGCUGGUGGAGGACAAACUUCGACAUCUGGGCCGCCGGGUGCUGGAAUUCCGCAAUAAAAGGCCUGGCCUGUUCUGUGCGCUCAUAUCGGGUUUCCUGGUUGUGGUGGCCGUUCUCGUUCACGUGGUUUCCGGGGCGUACAUCGUGGUGACGCUGCUGGUGCUGUCCAUCGUGGUUUCCACCAAGUAUGACAUCAAAAUCGUUGUCGAUCGUGAACAAAGUAAGUAACUAGUAUAAGUUACACUGAGGAAACUGGAGUUAUGUUAUUCAUAACACCUUUCGUAUGAAACAGUAUUAUGCUAGCUGAAAAACAUUUCAUACGAUUCGUAUGAUUCUCAUAAAUCGUUUAUGAAGAGCAUACGAAUCAAAUUCAAGAUUCAUACGAGGCUCUAUAACAUUUCAUACGAUGUGCUUAUGAAAUCCAAUGCAAGCCUUGUUUGAAAAAAUUUCAUACGUUUUUCUUAUGAAUCGAGUCUGGUCUACUUUCUAUUCGGAACAAAAUGGCGUUUAUACAGAAGAAGCUCGCGAAUUUCAUAGUUUUGAUGAAGGCCUUUGCCGUGUUUAGAGGUAAAAAGUAAUUAUCGAUAAUUCUACGUAGAGCGUAAAUACGGCG